Messenger RNA from Pseudopipra pipra, 3204 nucleotides. It is a transcript of the gene BRINP2, whose product is annotated as BMP/retinoic acid inducible neural specific 2. Gene Ontology annotation, biological process: positive regulation of neuron differentiation; nervous system development; cellular response to retinoic acid. The transcript is spliced from 7 exons. The record is from RefSeq and is a predicted model, not a curated record. Gene Ontology annotation, cellular component: cytoplasm; neuronal cell body; dendrite. Bases 1 to 2361 code for a protein of 786 amino acids. NCBI's taxonomy places the organism in Eukaryota, Metazoa, Chordata, Aves, Passeriformes, Pipridae.
AUGGGGCGGCAGGACCUCCCACACGCUGACGGGCCCCCGCCGAUGCUCCCGUGGCCGCUGGCCCUGCUGGCCCUGAGCGCGUGCUGUCGCUGGGGGGUGGCUGGCGGGGCGGGCAGCACAGUGCCCCAGCAGCAUGCUGCCCCCUCGACCCCUUCCUCUUCAUCCUCCUCCCCCUCCACCCGGGCACCCCUCGACUGGCUCCUCACCGACCGCGGACCCUUCUACCGAGCCCAGGAGUACGUGGACUUCAUGGAGCGGUACCGGCAGGGUUUCACCACCAGGUACAGGAUCUACAGAGAGUUUGCUCGCUGGAAGGUGAAUAAUUUGGCCCUGGAGAGGAAAGACUUUUUCAGCCUACCACUUCCCCUGGCCCCCGAAUUCAUCCGCAACAUCCGGCUGCUGGGACGCCGGCCCAGCCCCCAGCAGAUCACUGACAGCCUCAUCAAAAAGUAUGGGACCCACUUCCUGCUGUCUGCCACGCUGGGAGGAGAGGAGUCCCUGACCAUUUUUGUGGACAAGCGCAAGCUGAGCCGGAGGGCAGAGCCCGCUGUGGGGGCUGGGAACAGCUCGGGGGUCUCGCUGGAGACCCUGCACCAGCUGGCAGCCUCCUACUUCAUCGACAGGGAGAGCACACUCCGGCGGCUCCACCACAUCCAGAUCGCCACGGCUGCCAUCAAGGUGACCGAAACACGGACAGGGCCACUCGGCUGCAGCAACUACGACAACCUGGACUCGGUGAGCUCCGUCCUGGUGCAGAGCCCUGAGAACAAAGUGCAGCUCCAAGGGCUGCAGACAGUGCUCCCCUCCUACCUGCGGGAGAGGUUCGUGGCGGCCGCCCUCAGCUACAUCGCCUGCAGCUCGGCCGGGGACCUGGUGUGCCACCGGAGCGACUGCCGCUGCCAGUGCCAGCCCGCCUUCCCCCGCUGCAACUGCCCCGAGGCCGACAUCCAGGCGCUGGAGAGCAGCCUGGCCCAGCUCUGGAGAGCCUGGGAGAGCCACCACGGCCAGUUUGAGGAGUCAGAGGAGUUUCAGGCCUUGGUGAAGAGGCUCCCCAUGGACCGUUUCCUGAACAGGACGGCCAUCUCCCACUUCUGGGCUAUGGAUCUGGAUGUCCAGCAUCGCUACCAACAGCUGGGCACCAGCCUGAAGCUGCUCUCCAGGAAAACCUACCGACUCAUCCGGCGGCUCUUCAACCUCAGCAAGCGCUGCCACCGGCAGCCGCGGUUCAAGCUGCCGAAGGAGAGGUCCCUCCCUUACUGGUGGAGCCGCGCACAGUCGCUCCUGUACUGCAGUGAGACCACCGUGCCUGGGACCUUCCUGGAAGAAAGCCACAGCUGCACCUGUCCCUCGGACCAGCCCUCCUGCCAGGGCUCCAUUCCGUGUGCCUUGGGCGAGGGGCCAGCCUGUGCCAGCUGUGCCGAGGACAACAGCACCCGCUGCGGGACCUGCAACCACGGCUACGUGCUCACCCAGGGCUUCUGCCGCCCCGAGGUGGCCGACUCGCUGGAGCACUACCUGGGGCUGGAGACGGACCUGCAGGACUUGGAGCUCAAGUACCUCCUGCAGAAGCGGGACAGCCGCAUCGAGGUGCACUCCAUCUUCAUCAGCAACGACAUGCGCCUGGGCAGCUGGUUCGACCCCUCCUGGAGGAAGCGCAUGCUCCUGACCCUGAAGAGCAACAAGUACAAGCCCGGGCUGGUUCACGUCAUGUUGGCCCUCUCCCUGCAGAUCUGCCUCACCAAGAACAGCACGCUGGAGCCCGUCAUGGCCAUCUAUGUCAACCCCUUUGGGGGAAGCCACUCGGAGAGCUGGUUCAUGCCCGUCAACGAGGGCAGCUUCCCAGACUGGGAAAGGACUAACGUAGAUGCCUCUGGCCAGUGCCAAAACUGGACGCUCACCUUGGGCAACAAGUGGAAGACCUUCUUUGAAACGGUCCACGUCUACUUGCGGAGCCGCAUCAAGUCCCUGGAUGACAGCUCCAAUGAGACAAUCUACUAUGAACCCCUGGAGAUGUCAGAUCCCUCCAAGAACCUGGGGUACAUGAAAAUCAACAGCUUGCAAGUCUUCGGCUACAGCCUGCCCUUUGAGCCGGAUGCUAUCCGUGAUCUGAUCCUCCAGCUGGACUACCCCUACACCCAGGGCUCCCAGGACUCGGCCAUGCUCCAGCUCCUGGAGAUCAGGGACCGGGUGAACAGGUUGUCACCCCCUGGCAAAACCCGCCUCGACCUCUUCACAUGCUUGCUCCGCCACCGGCUCAAGUUGGCCAACAACGAGGUGGCAAGGAUCCAGUCCUCCCUGAGAGCCUUCAACGCCAGGCUGCCCAACGCCCUGGAGCAGGAGACAGGCAAGCUGUGCAGCUAACGGCCUCGGAGCCAGGGGGCUGGGAGAAAGGACUUCCUGGGGAAGGGGGGGGAAAACAACCACCCUAAAAAAAUUUAAAUCAAGGCCUUACCUUAGUGCCAACCGCGUGCUUCCAUGGUACACCCAGCGACUGGCCAAAGAGACACGGGGCUUGAGCGGAUGGAGGGUGCCAGGGGACUGUGGAGGAAGGAUGGCUCGUGCAGCACAGUCUGGCUCCAGGUGCGGGGAUGAUGCCAGCACAGCCGCCACGUCAGUGGCCGGGGAGAUGUGCCAAUGGCCCAGGGGGAUGUGGCCUGGCCAGAGGCAGCUGCUGGUCCUGCUGGAGCAGGUGCCCCACCCACCGUGAGGAUCCCCCAGCAGCGGUCUCCUCAUCAUCCCAACUUUUGUAGUCUUUUUAAGAGGUUUCUACAGGCGCCUUUGCACCCACAUCCCCCAUGAUCCAUCCUGCAGCCAGACCCUCGCACACAGUGCUGGUGGGGCUCCAGAGCGCAGGGCCCCGAGAUCCAGCAGAUCUCCCCUGGGCCCUCUUCAGAAGCAUCUCACACCUGCUGGGGCACCAAGGCAUCAUCCCUGCCUUGUAUGGGAAGGACCUGGCACCUGCACCAUGGACGCUGCCAGCACAGACACCGGCGGAGACCUCUGGGCCACAAUUCCCUACAAAAAAAACCAAAAAACCCUAAAGCAAAAGAAAGAAAAAAAGGAAAAAAAAAAGUUUUAUUUAUGUAUUUAUUUAUUUGGUUUGUUUGGGAGGGUUUUUUUUAAGCUUAUUUAUUUGGGGAGUGUCAUUUCUUGUCAGUGGCUCCAGCCAAGAGACAUCUUAGUAAAAUGUAUCUGUUUAAUAUA